Molecule: messenger RNA, 712 nt
Organism: Musca domestica (house fly)
Lineage: Eukaryota; Metazoa; Arthropoda; Insecta; Diptera; Muscidae
Product: lipopolysaccharide-induced tumor necrosis factor-alpha factor homolog
Exons: 3
Coding region: 168-581 (137 amino acids)
Molecular function (GO): zinc ion binding
Source: RefSeq, a predicted model, not a curated record
AGUCUGAUGUGUACUUGGCAUGUGAGAAGGAUUCGCAUUUCAUUGCAAAAGUCAAAGCUUUUAGUUGCAGCCUAACUGUGAACGGAAUCAGAUCGGAUCGGACUAUUCAGACGCAGUGGAAAUAAUCUCAGUAGUGUUACAAAAACAUAUUUAAGUGAUUGGGAAAAAUGGAUUCAUCCCUAAAAUCGGCACCAUCCCCACCACCUUAUAAUAAACUCAAUAACAUCUAUCCGGAAAUGGAUACAUUCGAUCCAGUGCCAACCCAUGGCCAUGCUCCGGUGGCAGCAGCACCCACCACAUCGAGUGUAGCGCAAGUGUCACCACCUAUGAUCAACAUUCAUAACAUUGGAACGGAAACCAAUCAGCCCAUUGGGCCAAAACCCGUAAUAAUGACUUGUCCCCAGUGUCGAUGCCGCAACAAGACCCGUACUAAGCGUAGAGCAACAUUGAAAACUCAUUUGGCUUGUAUUCUGCUGACAUGCUGUGGCUGCUGUUGUAUACCCUAUUGUUUGGAUUCGUGUACCAAUUUGGAUCAUUUCUGUCCAACAUGUGAUGCAUUUGUGGGCACGUUUUCCACCUAAUGGCAUGUGUAUGUAUGUGGUUGAAGCAUUUUCCUGCAAAGGCCCCACAAAUCAAUUAUAAUUUAUAUAUUCAUAUGUAUUCAUAUUUUAUGUUUUUGCAUUUUUUUAAUAAAUAAUCUCUUUUUAUAUUA